This is a messenger RNA of Penicillium cinerascens, 312 nucleotides long. Its product is annotated as putative quinol monooxygenase. The record is from RefSeq and is a predicted model, not a curated record. Lineage: Eukaryota; Fungi; Ascomycota; Eurotiomycetes; Eurotiales; Aspergillaceae. The coding region runs from base 1 to 312 and encodes 103 amino acids. The transcript has 3 exons.
AUGUCCGAACUCAACGUUGCCGCAGUGCUUACUCCCAAGCCGGAGAACUUCGAUGAGGUCGCCGCCCUCGUCACCGGCGUCACCAAGCAGGUCCAAGAACACGAACCCGACACACUGCUCUACUACGCCUUCCAAGACAAGAAAGAGAUCAUCAUCGUGGAGAGAUACAAAAACCAGGCCGCGGUCCAGGCGCACACCAAAGCCCCCUAUUUUCGCGAAUUCGCCGCCAAGCUUCCCGGUCUAUUGGCGAAGCCCUGGGAGCUACGCGCGGGCCAAUUCCUGGGCGGUUCGCGGGGAGUGUCGCGGCUGUAG